AUGGCGACCUUUACAACGUAUAACACGGAGCUUUACGGUCUUGAACCUUCUACUUUUAAAUUUACGCUUGAUAAUAUCGUAGAUCCACAAUUUGAAACAAGUGACCAGAAUGCUCGCAAUGUGCUUUCAAGAGCUGCAACACUUUUGGCUUCAGGAGAAGUUGUUGCAAUACCUACAGAAACAGUUUACGGACUAGCCGCGAACGCGCUUAGUUCACAAGGGAUUGCAAAAAUUUAUUCUGUAAAGAAUCGACCAGCAGAUAAUCCGUUAAUUGUGCACAUUUCUUCGCUGAAAAUGCUACUUUCAAUCUUUCAAGAAGAUAUACCAGCAAUAUACCUUCCACUCAUAAAGAAAUUUUGGCCUGGACCAUUAACGAUACUUUUACCAAAACCCAAUAUAAUACCUAAUGAAGUCACUUGCAAUCAAAAAACUGUUGCUAUUCGAUUUCCGUCUCACCCAAUUGCUCGCGCAUUAAUAACGGAAUGUGGGUUUCCUCUCGCAGCACCUUCCGCGAAUAUUUCUGGUCGUCCUUCACCAACUUUAGGUAUACAUGUGCUCAACGAUCUUAAUCGAAAAAUAACAAUGAUAAUUGACGGGGGUCAGUGUAAGUCAGGUGUAGAAUCUACGGUGCUUGACGCGAUAAGUAAUCCAAAACAGCCAGUUAUUUUAAGGCCAGGCGGAAUUACCUUUGAAGAUUUAGUUGUGAUGCCGGGGAUGAGUGAGUUAAAAGUAUACAAAAAGGAUUUUGUGGAUGAGAAUCUUGAAAGGGCACCAUCCACCCCUGGAAUGAAAUAUAAACAUUACUCACCAGAUGCUAAAGUUAUUCUAAUUGAUGCCAUAAUACAGGAUCAGAAAAUGCAAGUGGCCAUUGAGAGAGAAAUCAACGAAAUUAGAAAAGAAACUGGUAAAAAGAGAAUCGGACUAUUGAAAACCACUUUGAAAAAUUUUCUAACUGAAAGUCCUUAUUAUGCUUUCGUGAAUUAUAUCGAGAUUAAUAAUAAUAACAAAAUCAUUAAUUAUCAUUUAAACGAUGCGAAUUAUGCUGAUAAUAAUAUUUUAAUCGAUUCUAUUAUCAAAGAUAUGGAUUUGAUUGUUUAUAAUUUAGGUGAUUCGAUUAAACACCCGGAAGAAAUUGCUCGCGAAUUAUUUAAAAGUAUGAGAUAUUUAGAUGAGUUAAAAGUAGACUAUAUUAUAGUAGAAGGCGUAUCUGAAGAGAAAGAAGAUGGCAAGACUGAUUAUUAUGCACGGAAAAGACUUGUCGUUCAGGCCAAAAACAGAUAUAAUUCGCCGAAAUAUCGAUUGGUGGUUCGAUUUACGAACAAAGAUAUUUUUGUGCAGAUAGUUUAUGCAAAAUUACAGGGGGAUUUCGUGCUUACGUCUGCUAAUUCACAUGAAUUGCCAAAAUACGGUAUUAAAGUUGGACUAACAAAUUGGGCAGCCGCAUACGCCACAGGCUUGCUUGCUGCUCGACGUGUUUUAACGAACUUAAAUUUGGCCGACAAGUACGAAGGUGUCGUAGAACCAGACGGCACCAUCGCACCAAUCGAACCACUCGAUGAUUCACCACGUCCAUUCAAAGCAUACCUCGACGUUGGUCUAAAACGCACAUCUACAGGCUCAAAAGUAUUUGCCGUGACGAAAGGUGCUUCCGACGGUGGUAUCUUUAUUCCUCACUCGGAGAAUCGGUUCCCUGGUUACAGUACCGAAUCGAAAUCACUCGAUUCCGAAGUACUACGAAAAUAUAUUUAUGGGGGUCAUGUGGCCGAUUAUAUGCGUUUGUUGCAAGAUGAGGACGAUGAUCGUUAUAAACGUCAAUUCUCGCAGUUUAUUGAGAAGGGUGUUACGGCUGAUGAUUUAGAAGAUAUUUAUAAGAAUGCGCAUGCUAAGAUUAGAGCUGAUCCGUCGUUUGUUCCCACUAAAAAAACGAAAGAUUAUAAGACAGCGUUUGCCAAGUACCAUAAAAAACGUUUGAAUCUCAAACAACGUCGUAAUAAAGUUCAACAAAAGAUUGCGGCAUUCAAACGUGCACAAGCUGCCGAAGGAGAAGAAUAG
Messenger RNA from Ambispora gerdemannii, 2052 nucleotides. NCBI's taxonomy places the organism in Eukaryota, Fungi, Glomeromycota, Glomeromycetes, Archaeosporales, Ambisporaceae. The record is from the annotation of a GenBank genome assembly.